UGUGGGUUUAUAUCACAGGAACAGAGAUUUAAAUCUUUUAGUUUCAUGACUUCCGUUAAAUCUCCUGAGACAUUCGAUCCGUGAAAGAGAUAAAGACGGUGCGCAUACCGAAAUUGCUGGAUAUUUCCUUUUAAAAAAAAUAGUAUUUGCGGUUCUUCUUUAGUUUUUUUUAUGAUUAUUUCCCGGGUGAAGAAAUUUAUGUGACUGUUCAGCUUUGAUAAAUGCCACUGGCGUAUCUCGUGCAAAGGAGUUCAGAAAUACCAUUCUUUUAACGGCAACAAGAUAAAAAGAAAAUCAAAUUUUUUAAUCAAAUAAGAUACGCUGUAACGUUGACUUUUUCCCUUUGAAUAAUCUUUUGUGUGAUUCGAUUGGUUUAUUUUAUUUCUUUCCGCGAGAAUUUACACCUAUAAUGUCUACCUACAACUGUUCUGACCCUGUGUCAAUUUCAAAUGGAUAUUACGUAGUGGACAAAAGUUACUACGAAAACGGGGACCAGGUUUAUUUCAUCUGUAAUUCCGACUACAGUUUGAGCGGGAACCCCUUACUGACGUGCGAUGGGACGACAGGGAAUUGGUCAGGAAAUUAUCCUUCAUGUUCCUCCACCACGACCACGUCAACGACCACGACACCAGCUAAUGAAGAGUGGGUGUAUGUGGGAGUGGGACUGAUUUCUUUCCUAGGACUUCUGUUCCUAUUGAUAAUACUCCUGCUAUUAAUCAAAGUCUGUUAUCGCCUCUGCAGAAAAUGGUCGAGAGUGAGCGCGCUGCAUGGGAUUGACGAACAGGUCGAGGUGGGAUGUUGCUUCGCUUGCUGCAACAGAUGUUGUCUGAAAUGUUGCAAGUGUUGUCAAGACGACAGCAACAUCAUCAAAGUGAAAACGAGACCAAAGGUGAAAAAACCGAAACAGAUUCCAAAAGAAACUUACAUCUCGCCGCCUCCUGCAUCGGUCAUUUCCGAGGACAGGGCGGAGUCUACCGCUCCAGCGCCCAGGAUAGAGGUCAAACCGGCCAAAGAGAUCGCCGUCUGGAAACCGCACUCCCAUCCGGUCCGGAAGAUAAACACCAGCACUAAAUAGAGAACAUGGACGCCAUCUUUAGCGUCAUUGAUCUGUUGACCCCGUACGUUAUCUCGUAAACUUCGUGUGUUUAUUCCACACGUGAUCUCACACACCAUUGCUUUUAUAUUCAUGUGGACAUGAAAUACAUAUCGCACGUGCACGGGACAACGGCAAACGCCUUCAGCGAAAAUCUACCUACCUUUCUUGUGACGUUCCGUUCUGAACAAUUAAAACAAACAAGCCAUUUUACUCCCUACUUUGUCUUUCAUGUAAACGUAGAAUUUUAGUGAUGACGUCAGUGACGUACUUUCAUUGAUAUAUGCAUGCACGUACUGUAUGAAUAUGAGUUUUAUAUUUAUAUAUUUAAAUAUUCAUCAGUUAUGGUUCUUGUGUUGUAUUAUGUACAUAUUAAUUUUCUAUUUAAAAUAUUCAAUAUUCAUCAGUUACAGAUCUUGUAUUGCACAUG
Messenger RNA from Ostrea edulis (European flat oyster), 1523 nucleotides. RefSeq lists its product as uncharacterized. Bases 410 to 1075 code for a protein of 221 amino acids. The transcript has 3 exons. The record is from RefSeq and is a predicted model, not a curated record. NCBI's taxonomy places the organism in Eukaryota, Metazoa, Mollusca, Bivalvia, Ostreida, Ostreidae.